Molecule: messenger RNA, 2695 nt
Organism: Fusarium oxysporum Fo47
Lineage: Eukaryota; Fungi; Ascomycota; Sordariomycetes; Hypocreales; Nectriaceae
Product: major facilitator superfamily domain-containing protein
Exons: 1
Coding region: 498-2429 (643 amino acids)
Cellular component (GO): membrane
Molecular function (GO): sucrose:proton symporter activity
Source: RefSeq, a predicted model, not a curated record
GCCAGACUCCUGACUCUGAGGCCUGCCUACGACAGGCGCAGCUUCGGUCGCGUGAGUUUUUGAUUUGACCACAUGAUAGUUUCAGAUUCAACGGACAUUUAUUGAUCCAGCCUGCUCAACCUAAGGUAACUCACCAAAGUACCUUACCUACCGACCAUCUCUUCGACUGUCUUCUACAGUCCACCGUUUUCUUUCUGUGCUUUUUGUCACAUUGUCUCGUGUCUGCAUGAAAUAGGCUCCUCAGCGCCUUUAUCUUGCUUGUGAUAACCAUUCGCAGAUACCCAGGUCGCGGACGGACACAGCCCCUGUCACCGUCUUCGUCUGUUAGCAGCACAACUGCCGUGUUGUGAUUGUCUGAGUUCGCACUCUACACCCUCCCCGCAUCCGGACUCUUACCUACGGCAGCCAGAUAGCAACAGCUUUAAAGCAUCGAGUGUCUCCUCCAGAUUCGAGAUUGUCAAGUUUGCUACUACAACUUCUUAUCGAACACCGUUGUGAUGGGUGCGGAAGACACUGCGGUUGGUGGGCUACCAGCCUCUUCCUCAUCCUCUAAUCCACGAAGAACCGGCGGCAGCCAGUCUAUCGCUCGAGGUGCCAAUACACAAGGCUACGACGAACAAUCACCUCUACUAAAUAAUGAUGCCAACAAUGUCCAUGAGGAAGCGGACGACUCACAGGUCAAAAAGAGCAUAUGGUAUUUGCUCAUAUUGACCAUUAGCAUCGGUGGUCUCCAGAUCGCAUGGUCUGUUGAGCUUUCAAACGGAUCACCAUAUCUUCUGUCUCUUGGCUUGAGCAAAUCUCUCAUGGCUCUCGUCUGGAUUGCUGGACCCUUGACUGGCACCCUUGUUCAGCCAUAUGUGGGUAUGCUCAGCGACAAUUGCCGUCUGCCCAUGGGUAAGAGAAAACCGUUCAUGAUCGGGGGAUCUAUUGCCACUAUCCUCUCCCUCUUGUUUCUUGCCUGGGCCAAAGAGAUUGUUGGUGGUGCCGCCAGACUCAUGGGUUUUGACCCAGAGUCUAAAGAUGUGAAAACAACAACUAUUGUGGUCGCAGUUAUCGGCGUUUACGUUCUCGAUUUCGCCAUCAACACCGUCCAGGCGUCCAUUCGUGCAUUCAUCGUCGACUGUGCGCCAGCUCAUCAGCAAGAGUCUGCCAAUGCCAUGGCCAGUCGGAUCACCGGAUUUGGCAAUAUCGUUGGAUACAUUGCUGGGUAUGUCGACCUGACUCGUCAUCUUGGCUUCCUUGGAAAGACGCAAUUCCAGAUCCUCUGUGCCAUCGCAUGUUUUGCCCUUGCCUUGACCGUGUUUGUGAGCACCGCCUUCAUCAAGGAGAGAGAUCCUCGACUUGACGGCCCCGCCAAGAAAGAACAACAAGGCGUUUUCUCAUUCUUCUUCACUAUUUUCAAGUCGAUCAAACGCCUCCCGCCUCAGAUCAAGAGGGUAUGCGAGGUCCAGUUCUGCGCCUGGGUCGGCUUCUUCCCUCUGUUGUUCUAUACGUCCUCUUACAUCGGAGAGAUCUAUGUCGAACCAUAUCUCCAAGCGAAUCCCCACAUGUCUCCGGAACAGCUCAACAAACUGUAUGAGCAAGCGACCCGAAUUGGUACCUUUGCACUUCUCAUCAACUCGAUCGUGAGCUUGCUCACAAAUGUGUUCCUUCCGUUUUUCAUUGCUCCAACGUAUGAUAGCCAGCCAGUCACUGGUAUUCCAGGAGAGAGCCCUGCAGGCUACUAUGACUCGGAUGAAGAUGAGAAGCCCUCGUGGUUAGACAAGCUGGCCAUUCCUGGCCUGACUCUUAAGCGUGCUUGGUUCCUGUCCCUCCUUCUUUUUGCUGGAUGCAUGUUCGCCACGCUUUUCGUCCGAACCGUAAAGGCAGCCACCGUGCUUGUUGGUCUUGUUGGUAUCACCUGGGCGAUGACACUGUGGGCUCCAUGGGCCAUUAUCAGUGCCGAGAUCAGCCGGAGAGAUGCCCUGAUACGAGCUCAAAAGAUGCGAUUGGCGGCCGCCAGAGCAAACAAUGACGGAACCGCAGAUGACGAGGAGGAAGAAAUCGACCAGGCUGGAGUGAUCCUUGGCAUCCACAACAUGGCGAUUGCAGCACCUCAAAUCAUUGCAACUGUUGGUUCUAGUAUCAUCUUCAAGCUCUGGCAGAAGCCCAGAGGCACACCGGGAGACCACAGUAUUUCUAUUGUGUUCGCCCUUGGUGGAGCUUGUGUCCUGAUUGCAUCAUUCUUCGUUGCUAAGAUCAAGGAUGAUGCUUCUAUGCCAGCUGAUGUUAUGAUCGAAGCCGAACAGGGUCGGAGUGGGACAGAAGAGGCUCCAGAACGUCGACCUCUCAGCAGGCGCAAGUCUACCAAAGACCAGCUUCCCAGAGCGACCCAGGCCCGGGCCACACUGACACGACACAAGAGUUUCGGAGGCGCCGAAAUGCACUAAGAGCAUCAAUACAAACGCACACACAGAGAGACGUACACGCCCUUGAACGAAGCAUGGGAAGGCGCAGGGUAAGGCAUCUGGAUUGGCAUUUGGCUCUAUUUCCCAAGCCUAGGAGCAUAUGGAGGGAUGGAAUACCGUUUAUUUCUUUUUUAGUUAAUUUGAUAAGUACCUAAUGCUAGAAGCCCUAGGCAUAAUGCUGGGCUAUAGGUUGGAUGUUAGAACCACAGUUUCAUGUUUGAGCGUAGAUCAAGAUAUCACAUUCGUUC